Dunckerocampus dactyliophorus (ringed pipefish) is the source of this 4451-nucleotide messenger RNA. RefSeq names its product DENN domain-containing protein 1A-like. The transcript is spliced from 22 exons. Lineage: Eukaryota; Metazoa; Chordata; Actinopteri; Syngnathiformes; Syngnathidae. Gene Ontology annotation, biological process: endocytosis; endocytic recycling. Gene Ontology annotation, cellular component: clathrin-coated vesicle; cytosol. The record is from RefSeq and is a predicted model, not a curated record. Gene Ontology annotation, molecular function: phosphatidylinositol phosphate binding; guanyl-nucleotide exchange factor activity. The coding region runs from base 131 to 2812 and encodes 893 amino acids.
AUGGGGGUAGCUGCGUUUAGUGUAGAAACGUUGGUUAUUUGUACAUGUCUGUGACAUGUUGGAAAUAAAAAGCCGCUCAUGACAUCUGUCUAAUCUUUUUGCUGCGAGUCAAAGUGUUGAGGAUAUCAAGAUGGAGUCGAGAAUCAAGGAGAGGCCAGAAUCUGCUUUUGAGGUCUUUAUGGAGGUAGUCCAUCCAGGCACAUCUAGCUCAGAGCCUGAUAUCCGAAGGAAAUUCCCAGAAGACUUCAACGACGAGGAAACCAUCCAGACUGUGCCCAAGUUCUGCUUUCCGUUCUGCUUGGAUAGUGUCACAGUCAACCAGAUGGACCAGAAUUUCACAUUUGUGUUGACUGACAUCAACAGUAAACACAGAUUUGGAUUUUGUCGCCUCUCCUCAAGCGCACACACCUGCUAUUGCGUCCUGAGCUACCUGCCUUGGUUUGAUGUAUUUUAUAAACUGCUGAGUAUCAUCGCAGAUUACACUGUAAAUGGCCAGGAUAUUCAUUUCCAAGAGCUCCUGGUGUCCCUACAUAGGCUUCCCAUUCCUGAGCCUGGUGUCCCUGUUCAUCUUGCUAUGCAUUUCUACUUCACUGUACCUGACUUAAAAGAACUUCCCAGGAUACCAGAAAAUAGAAAUCUUACAGAGUACUCUGUAGCAGUAGAUGUCAAUAACAUGCUUCAUCUCUACGCUAGUAUGCUUUAUGAACGUCGAAUUCUCAUCUGCUGUAGCACACUAAGCACUUUAACAGCUUGUGUCCAUGGGUCUGCUGCCAUCUUAUAUCCAAUGCACUGGCAACAUGUUUACAUUCCAGUCCUGCCUCAACAUCUAUUAGACUACUGCUGUGCCCCAAUGCCGUACCUCAUUGGAGUGCAUUCCAGCCUAAUGGAGAAAGUUCGGAGACUGGCUAUGGAGGAUGUGGUGGUACUGAAUGUAGACACAAACACGCUUGAAACCCCCUUUAAUGACCUCCAAAGUCUACCCCAGGAUGUGGUCUCGUCUCUGAAAAGUCGUUUGAAGAAGUUUUCAACAACUCCAGGAGACGGCAUGGCUCGAGCUUUCCUCAAGAGUCAGGCAUCUUUGUUUGGCAGCUACAGAAAUGCUCUGCAGAUUGAGUCGGGUGAGCCUAUAACAUUCAGUGAAGAAGCCUUUGUAAAUCAUCGAUUGAGUGCCAUGAGAGAGUUCCUUCAGAAUGCCAUCCAUCUGCAACUUUUCAAACAGUUCAUUGAUGGCCGUUUGGACCGAUUAAACUCUGGAGAAGGUUUUAGUGACAUCUUCGAGGAGGAGAUCAACAAAGGCGAAUAUGCGGGAAGUGACAAAUCGUACCAUCAGUGGCUAAACACUGUGAAGAAAGGAAGCGGGGCUAUCUUGAACUCUGUGAAGACCAAGGCAAACCCAGCCAUGAAGACUGUUUACAAAUUUGCUAAGGACCAUGCCAAAAUGGGUAUCAAGGAAGUCAAGAGUCGGCUAAAGGCGAAGGAGCACGCAGAUAUCGGACCAGGAAUGGUUAUUGGUAACAAUGACAAGAAUGAGGGAGCACCACCGACAUGGGAUGAGCAUAGAGUCAAUUGGCAUUUCGGACUGACACAGCCACCCAUGCUUUUGAAGAGACAUACCAGUAACGACAGUCUGGAAAGUUCGGAUGACCAGUCGCAGCCGUACCACUCACUCAGAGAGGUGGAGUGGAUGGAAGAACGGGAUUGUCAGACGGCCCCUCCCAGCCCACUGAAGGAGAACCUCUCCAACGUCAGCUUACUGGCCAAUAUCUUCAGCUGCCUGGACGAGCCUGAGAACCCAGCAUUUCCUCUGGCUAAAAGUCUUGAGGACCUGAGGAUUCUGCAAGACUCUGAAGCAGUGCAAGCCAAGUUCACGUGUGAGCGAAAGGAGCUGAGUUUCAGUGAAUACUCGCAAAUGUUUCCAGGCCUGAGGCCGUCCAACCCUUAUAACAAGCUGCUGAGUCCCGGGCAGGAUCAAGCAGAUUUUUCCCCUUGCGAGCCUCCUUCCUGCCAAAGACCUCCAUCUGCCCAACUACCCAGCCAGAACAAAUACCACAGCAGUAAGAAUUCAGACUCCUGUAGCCAAGACAUCAUCACCAUACCUCGUCCUCACGCCAGGAAUAGAGCUGAUCUGGGACCCGUGCGAGCACCGCCUGUUGGCCAGUCGCAGUGUACACAAUUAGAUGAUGAAAUGACAAAAACAGGCGGGCAGGAAUUUAGGAAAGCCCUAACAAAGACCUCAGAUGAAGUCCAAAUGAAGUCUGUGAAGGCUGCCCAGGAUGGUAUGGAUUUGAUAAGCCUUCUGGACCCUCUUAACGACUCAGCAUGCAGUAGUUUUGUGUCAGCGAGGGGUGACGGGCAUAUUGAGGUGUUUUCUUGCAAAGCAACACCUUUCCCACAGGGCCUGCCUCCUUUUCAACCACUUCAUGACAUAUCACCCAAUCUCUUUACCCAAUCUGUCUGGCACACCCUCCCUCAGAGUAAAACACCGGAACCGCCCCAGCCACAGCCUUUUCCCGCCCUCUCGGGGGUCUACAGACAAGCUGGCAGUGCCACCCUUCUACCCAGAUACCCCACGGGUUGCCCUUCCUCAUACACAUCCUUGCCUCACUCGUCUACCGCGAAUUACGCUCUUUCGAGCCUGACAAACUCAUCGUCUGUCCCGAGCGCGGCGCCCAACCCCCUCACGAGGCCGCGUCAUGCUGAAGGGGAAAACCACAACACUCAGGAUCUGUUUGGUGACCUGCUGACAAUGAUUCAACCAGCCAUACCCCCCCAGAAGAGGGUGGAGCAGAAGAGGUGGGAAACAUUUGACUGAAGCCUGCGCAUAAUAAGUGUCUCACCCCCUGCUGAUUUUGUCCCGUUACCUUACAAAGAUGUGAACUUAUAAAUGGGCUGAGCACUCAAGCGCUUUGACAAUGUUAGCACUUUUACCCAAGGAUGUGCCCAAGGAUACUUCAACAUGGUCAUGGGAGGGUGGAGGAUCGAACCAGCAACCUUCGGGUUGGGAAGUCGACGCCGCCAACUAAAAGAAGUGAUGACCGCAGUGCUUGACGACAAGGCUUUUUACACCAACUACUAAACCUACUUUUAUAGCGGGAUCAAACAAACUUAUUUCCCUCAUUCAUUUAUAACCUGUGUAUCUCUAAAGCUGCCAUGCAAAAUGAUGUACUGUUCGUAUUUUUGUAAGGGUACACUUACAAAGUCAACAGGGGAUCACGUCCUUCUUUUCCCCGCAGUGUUUUUGUCUGACUGUUGCCUUUUUAUUUCAUGACUGCAUGAGGAACCUCUGAAAGAUUACAAAGCAUAUGAAGCUUUUACCCAAACUGCAGUUACAUGCAUUGAUUGUGUUUCAUGAAACGUCAUAUGACAAAGGACUCGAACCAACCCCGCACAGAAAGUCCAUGUGAAAUGUUAGCGUCAACUGAAAUGAAUUACAACGUACAUUGGAACCUCGGUUAGCAUCAUUCAUUCGUUCCAGAAGGUCUGUCUCUAACUGAAACAUACUCUAACCGAAUCAAUUAAGGAAUAAUGUGAAUCCAAGUGAUCCGUUCCAGAAAGCCAAAAAUGUUAACACAAAACUAGGGCUGUCAAAUGAUGAAAAAUUGUAAUCAAAUUAAUCACCGUUUUCAAAUGAAUCCAUCAUGAUUCGUCACCAUUUUCAGCUGUGUGAAAUAUGCCAAUUUUUACUGUAUUUCUGUACAGAAAGACACAUGACAGGACACAAUUAUACAUAUUUCUAUGUAUUAACAGCUCCAAAUGAACUGAAAAUUUAACUCAAGUUAAAAGAUACCAUCCAUCCAUCCAUUUUCUAUACCGCUUCUCCUCUUUAGGGUCGCGGGGGUAUGCUGGAGCCUAUCCCAGCUGACUUCGAGUGAGAGGCGGGGUACACCCUGGACUGGUCGCCAGCCAAUCGCAGGGCUAAAAGAUACCACAUGUCUGAAAAUCUAGUUGCCUAACACUGGUCUUAACAGUUGCAGAACAUUUGAAUCACACUUUAGCAGCUUUAUUGUCAGCCAUGACGGAUUGCGUUCAAGGACACCAGGUAAUUUAAGUUAAAAGUUUUGAGUGUAGAUCUAUUUUCUGGGAUUUCCGAGCAUACUUGGAGGCAGCAAAUUGUACUUCGGCUGUAAGAGUUACAUUAACGGGUGAUAAAAAAAAAUCCACUUACUGUUUUUGUUUCUUUCCGUUUAUUUAGACCACAAUAAAGACACGCAUAAUAAAGACGUCGUCGUGAUGUUCAGAGCGUCCCUGAACGCACCUCGCGGUCGUCUCGUGACGAUGCGGAAGUGUCGCUCCGAUCACGAGAGGUCAGGAGACGUGUUUGUGAGAGGGAGAUUCUUAUAUGGUGUUGGAAUUAACUGCUGAUGUUGCAUGUCAAUAAAAUAAAUCAGUUGCCGUCGUUAACGUGCUGUUUUUGACAGCCCUAUACAAAACACGUUUUUAUAUUAUUACAA